Molecule: messenger RNA, 2682 nt
Organism: Mytilus californianus (California mussel)
Lineage: Eukaryota; Metazoa; Mollusca; Bivalvia; Mytilida; Mytilidae
Exons: 13
Coding region: 434-2440 (668 amino acids)
Biological process (GO): cell-cell adhesion
Cellular component (GO): cell-cell junction
Molecular function (GO): cell adhesion molecule binding
Source: RefSeq, a predicted model, not a curated record
ACAGACUAUUGUUUAUCUGUUUUGUUUUGGGUUGUUAUAUUGCAAAUGUUUAAGACUUCUCCAGAUAGAUAAAAUUUAUGCAACAGUGGGAUCUGUUGCAACGUUCAAUUGUUCAAAAGAGGCUGUUACUGGAAUCAUUUGGGUGCGAUUGGAAAAUCGUGAACAUAAUAUUCCUUUUACAAUAUACACAGACCGAAAUAUUAUAAAUUCUGACAUCCAGAACCGGGACCGUAUUCAGAUCUUUGACAAUAAAAACAGAGGAAUAUAUCAGUUGAAAAUAUCGAAUGUUUCAAAAUAUGACGAUGGCAAAUACAGAUGCAGCUAUCUACUGGAUAACACAAUUUAUGAGUAUGAUGUAACAUUAAAGAUAACAAUACUUAGUCCUCCGUCCAAUUUAAGAUUUUUGAACAACGACAAAGGUUUUAUAUCCGGCAUGGAAGGACAUAACGUUACAAUAAGCUGCUAUGUUGACAGUGGAGUUCCACCAGAAACAUUAUAUAUGCAAUCAACCAACGGAUUAUCUAAAGGAGGAGGAUCUGGAAACAUUAAUCAUUCUUUAGUUCUCAAUAGGUCGAUGAAUGGCAUCAGUUUCACUUGCAAAGCAAAAAGCAACCAACUGGUUGCUCCACUGGUUUCACACAUACAACUGCUUAUUAAAUAUAAUCCAACUGUACAUAUAGAAGAGGGCUCACAGCUAACUCUUAAAGAAGGAGAUAAUUUAGUUUUGACAUGCAAUUUCUCUUGUUACCCUGAUCUACAAAGCCUAGCAUGGAAACAUAUGAUUUAUAUUAUGGAUGAAAGGAAUAUUAUAUACGGAAGUACAAGAAGGUUAGAGAUAUCCCAAGUGACGAAAAGCCACUCUGGUACAUUUAUUUGUAAGGUAAUAAAUGAGGUAGGGGCUGGAUAUGCUAAAAUCAACAUAACAGUUCAGUAUCCACCAUUAGUAAAUAUUAAAGUAACACAAAUUGCAAAUCAUGUUAAGCUAGAUUGCAUUCCACAAGGGGUACCAGAUAUAUAUACUUUCGAACCAUGGGAACAUACUACGGCAGGUGGUCAACACAUCAGAUUUUUAAUUGGAUAUCAAAAUGGAACUUUGGUCUUAAAUGAGACAAAAUCCGAAAAUACAUUACAAGACACGGGAAUUUAUAUUUGCUCAGUUAGAAAUGGCAUCAGCGAUAGUAAUGGCAGAUUUAAUCAAACAGGACAUGUACCAGUCAAUAGAAACGGAUAUCCAAUCUUUGGAAAUAAGAAUCGAGCGUCACAAUUUGGAACUUUUGGACACGCAACCACUUUAAACUUUGAUGUGUACAGAUUGGAGGCAGAGGAUUUGAUUAUAAAAGAUAAACUGAAUCGAAAAUGCGAUUUUGGCAGUCAAAUAAAGAUAAAAGUAAACAUAUCUGUUGUAUUUCAUGGAACCGAAGUUGACGUUGAAGGUUUAAACAUAAAAAUAAAGACUCAACCAUUAACAGGAGAAGAUUUUGGAAAUUAUACAGUGACUGCUCUAAGUCGUUUUGGGAACAGCACUUAUCAUUUUACCUUGCAAUCAGCAACUUCGCCAUUGAGUCCACACAACGUGACUUUGACAACAGCAGCUACAAAGAUAUGUGUAAGCUGGAGCAGAAACUUUGAUGGCGGCUAUCAACAAGAAUUCUUUAUACUAUUGUUAACAACAGAUCUGGUUCAAUUGAAAAAAUAUGGACCUUUAAAAGACACAAUGCAGAGACAACAAUCGUUUACACUGAAUUCGGUGGAAGCAGGAAUUACAUAUUAUAUACGAAUGUUCUCGAAAAAUAAAAUUGGUCAUAGUAAUUUGACUGAAGUUUCUAAAGUAACGACAAUGGACACCUUCAGGGUCCCUAGUGAAUAUGUUUUGACCUCUAUGUCUGCAGUUUGUAUACUGACUAUUGUCGCCGUGGGAGUUUUUUACAAGAUUUGGAAAGCCAAACGGAAUUCAUAUCAUGAAGACGAUGACGCAGUGAUUCAACCAUUGGGAAAUCAAUAUCAUGUUGAUAAUGUACUCUACCAAUCACAAGAGGAAAUUAAUUUAUCAGGAGGGGGAGGAGGAGAUGGAUAUUCCAAGAUUGACCGAAGUGACGCCAUAUUACCAUAUGGUGCUGUUGUUUCGUAUUCAGCACAAUGCUCAAGUAGUGAUGACGGAGAGGACUAUGAAAACGUGACAGGCAAAAGUGGAAAGCUACUGAAUGAAGGAGAACGCAAUGCCAUCUCAAUAAAGGAUGACCAUGUUCUUAACUAUUCUGAGGUUGUCUUCAGUCCUUGUGAAAGUUCAAGAUUUGUGAUUCAUGGAUCCAAUAAUAAAACUGUUUACGCUGAUGUUGACCUGUCACUCAAAGCUGUAGCUUUACCAUACACAGACGAUGAGUCAAGUGAUGACGCUAGUGAUUUUGAUGAUGUCGUAUCAUGGGUUAAAACAAAUGGUUAAAAUUUAAAUGCUGCAAAACUGCAAUUAUAAUUUACAAAUACACUUUUUAUGUCUUUGAUUAUAGAUCUUAAAGUUCCCAAGUGAUAUCUCAUUGCAAAUCAAUUGCUUGUGAUUUUUCAUCUAGUCCACGCAUGAAAUAUGUUUAUUGAUUGUUAAAAAUUUUGACAUCUUUUUAACAUGUAGGCUUAGUCUUAUACAUUGAUACUAUAAUAAAAAAUCAAGAAUCAAAUGGCUGGACACCA